Diorhabda sublineata is the source of this 6822-nucleotide messenger RNA. It is a transcript of the gene Ac3, whose product is annotated as adenylate cyclase type 3. Gene Ontology annotation, molecular function: adenylate cyclase activity. Gene Ontology annotation, cellular component: plasma membrane. Bases 265 to 3465 code for a protein of 1066 amino acids. The record is from RefSeq and is a predicted model, not a curated record. The transcript has 21 exons. Lineage: Eukaryota; Metazoa; Arthropoda; Insecta; Coleoptera; Chrysomelidae. Gene Ontology annotation, biological process: adenylate cyclase-activating G protein-coupled receptor signaling pathway; intracellular signal transduction; cAMP biosynthetic process.
AAACUCCGGGUAGCAGUAGAGCUUUCUCCGGUCGUCGAAAACAUCGGGCGCUAUACAAAAAAUUGAUUUUAAUCGAUAUGUGUCCGAGUGCUAGGUUAUGUGCCGUUAUUUCACGUGAGGAUCAGUGAUGUGACUUUUUACUUUUUGUUUUCAGAGACUCAGCUGGAAGUCGAAAAAAAAUGUGUGUCAAAAAUUUAACGGUUUUAAGUGAAAAAUUGCUACGGAGCUGUCGGUUUUAUAUGAUAUAAUAGGUAGGAGAUUAUAAUGAUGGAGGAGCAGAAAUCAUCUGGCAAAAUGAAAGAAACUUGUUAUGUGUUUAACACAUUUACGGAUCCAUCCUUGGAAAAACUUUAUCAGAGUUUCAGCAUCAAGCAAAAACGAGCGGGACUCGAAUGUUUCUUGUUAACAGCCAUUCUAUUCGAUUUGUACAUGCUAGUGAUUCCGAGCGGCCAAGAUAUAUGGAUUUUCGGUUUCAUGAGUCUCUUCCUCACGAUUAACAGCUGCAUCUUAGUCUGGUGUAAAAGAUCAUAUGAAAAUAAAUUUAUUUGGGCUGGUAUACCGCAUCUCUGUUGGCACGUCGCUAAUGCACAGAUACUGGUAGCACUUUUUCUUAAAAAAAAUGAAGUAACUUCCAGAGAUAGUCUAGGAUGGGUAUUACUAUUGGACUAUCUCAUUUACGUCACUUUACCAAUGAGGUUACGAUACAUUGUUAUUUUGAGUUUGGGAACUUGCGCAUCGUACAUCGCUGCUCUUAUAGGACUCUCAAAAUCAGAUUUGCAUUUCUAUCAACAGCACCUCUGUAAUUGCAUCCUACUGGCGACAGCAAAUUUAUUGGGACUUUCAUCCUUUCUCGUUGAGGAUAAGCAACAACGAAGAGCUUUUCUUGAAACAAGACAAUCUCUGGAGGUGAAACUAGUUAUUGAGGAACAAAGUGCUGAGCAGGAGCGCUUGUUACUUUCGGUUCUGCCUGAGCACGUUGCAGUUCAAAUGAGACAGGAUUUAGAUUCGGCAGACAGUCAAUUCAAAAAAAUAUACAUGAGCCGACACGAAAAUGUAAGUAUUUUGUAUGCAGACAUCGUUGGUUUCACCGCCAUUUCUUCAACGUAUUCAGCUCAAGAAUUGGUUAAAAUGCUCAACGAGCUUUUCGCAAGAUUUGACAAAUUAUCUGAAAAAUAUCAACAGAUAAGGAUAAAAAUUCUUGGAGACUGUUAUUAUUGUAUAAGUGGAGCACCGAAAGAAAGCCCUGAUCAUGCCGUUUUAUCCGUUCAUAUGGGUUUAUCCAUGGUUAAAGCGAUCAAAUACGUCCAACAAACGGCAAAUUCUCCGGUAGACAUGAGGGUUGGCAUUCAUACGGGGGCUGUGCUUGCGGGUGUGUUGGGACAACGGCAAUGGCAAUUCGAUGUUUACUCUAAGGAUGUGGAAUUAGCAAAUAAAAUGGAGAGUAGCGGAUUAGCGGGGAGAGUACAUAUAUCUGAUAAAACUCUGUCGUUUCUUAAUGGAGAAUUUGAAGUUGAACCUGGCUAUGGGGAAAAACGAGAUGAAUCGUUAAGGGCGGCUGGACUGAAAACAUAUUUUAUAGUGAAAGUAAAUAAACCUUUUCAAUCAAAAACUCAAGAAGUACAAAAUGGCGGUAGUAUUCUUCCAGAAGAAGAUAGCUGUGUCAUAUCAGAAGCUGCCCUAGAUACAAAAGAAGAAGAAGCGAACGAAACUAGUUUAGGUAGGCCAAGUCAAGAUUCCGCCGAUUUCAAAGUAAGGUUACGUAAAGAGCUGGUUAACAGAGACGGUCACAGGGAACUGUCUAAAAAUACAAAAUUGUUCAAUUUAGCAUUUAUAGAUCCACAAAAAGAGAAAUCGUACAAUUUACACAUAGAAGCGUCUCCCAAUUUAACAUUGCUCAUGUUUUUGAUAGUGCGAACUGCAUUAGUUUUAACCACAGCUACAAUUCUACCAAGUUACCUGUCUUUAAGUAUCAGUUACAAUAUAGAAAAUGUUUUGAUUGGGGUGUUGGUAUUAUUAGCGUUAACUGAAGAUCUUCUUAAUUUGACGAAGUGCUGGAAUUUCUUCAAGGAAACUAUAUUCAUAAGAAGACUGCUAUCAACGACGUGCAUACUAUUAAUGGGCACUGUCAAUAUAGUGGAUUCGGUGUCUUGCGUUCAAAUAAAGCCGGCAGAGAAUUGUUCGACUAUCUUGGACUUGGACACCACUUGCCUUUAUCCAUCUUACUUCAGUUAUUACACUGUCCUCAAUUUAAUAGCCACGUCGUUGCCAGCGUGCUUGUCUUAUUUAUGGAAGAGUUUCUUCAUGUUACUCAUCGCUAUAGCGCAAUGUUCGGUUAAUAUUUUAAUACUUGGUUCGGCAAUUGAUUGUGAAGAAAGGAUGAAACACUGGAUGAGUCUAAUUCAGGGAAAGUAUACAUUAUCCGGCCUUCUUUUAACAUCCGCUAUAGCUCUAGCUUUCCUAGCUAGGCACAUGGAGAAGGUAUCUAGAGUUCUCUUUUUAUGGAGAAGUGAGGUAGAAGAGCAAAGAGACUGUGCGGAAGAUAUGAGAAGACGUAAUGAAGCGUUAGUUUAUAAUAUUUUACCACCGCAUGUUGCUGCUCAUUUUAUGGGAAACAGGAAAAGACAACACGAUGAAUUAUAUUCACAAAGUUAUGCCGAAGUUGGAGUUUUGUUUGCUUCGAUGCCAAAUUUUUCAGAUUUUUAUUCUGAGGAGACUGUGAAUAAUCAAGGACUUGAAUGUCUUAGAUUUUUGAAUGAGGUGAUAUCAGAUUUUGACGCGCUUUUAGAGUUGCCUCAUUUCCAAGAUGUUAUUAAAAUUAAAACUAUAGGAUCGACGUACAUGGCUGCUAGUGGUCUCAACCCCUCUAGGCAAAUGAAGCCUGAAGAUCCUACUUCAGUUAGAUGGGCACAUUUAGCAAUCUUAGUAGAGUUUGCUUUGGAACUGAAAAAAGCCCUACAGAGCAUUAACGAACAAUCAUUCAAUCAUUUUGUAUUGAAGUUAGGAAUCAAUCAUGGACCUAUAACAGCUGGUGUGAUUGGGGCGAGAAAGCCCCAUUAUGACAUUUGGGGUAAUACCGUUAACGUAGCAUCUAGGAUGGAAAGUACUGGAAAAGCUGGAUGUAUUCAGGUAACGGAAGAGACCUGCGAAAUUCUUCAACAUUUCGGUUACCAGUUCGAACAGCGCGGUCUCGUGGCUGUUAAAGGAAAGGGCCAGCUUAUGACGUACUAUCUUCUUGGGAAAACUGGAAAAACUACACCGCCAACAGCGCCAGUAUCUCCAGUGAUCGGUGUAGGAACCAUGGAAACGGUCAACGAAGAAGAUGAGUCUCACGAUAGCCCCACAUCAAAAUCCGAAGAAAAAACUGUUAUCGAAUGUUCUGAAAAAAUAGAUGAUGAUGUUUUCAUAUCAGAUUCAGGUUGUGAGGAGUCCAGAGAGUCGACAGAAGCUUCAUUGUUAUUAAGUUAAAACUAUUGUGAUAAAACUAUAUUGUUUCCAAUUUUGUUUAUAUGUAAGAUUUUGCUGUUUUGUUGUUACGUUUUUAAUAAGAGAAAUUCGUACGGAAUCGUUUACAUGUGGGAAAUUAUUUUGAAUUUGGUUCAAAUACAAUCGAAAAUUGGUGUGUUUCGAGAAAUAAGAUUUUGAUACAAACCAAAGUGGAACAGAAGAAAUCAUAUAGCUCAAGUCACUUCCUCAAUUCAAACUCUGCUUAUCUAAAAUUAUUGUUUGAUAUCUCUUGAAAAGGAAACUUGUAUAUAAAUCAGAGAAAAAUAAUAAAUAUUAAAUAAGCGUAUAUUCUAGUUGUACAAAUGUGAGAAGAAUUAUUGUAAAUAAAAAAUUAGAUGGUGAUUAUUACAAUGAUAAUGAUCGUAUCUAAAUUUAAUAUUAAAUAAUAAAGAAUAUUUAAUAAUUUUUGAACCCCUAAUAGAAAAAUCUUUUGGAAUCUCAGCUUCACUACAAGUGCAAUCGAUGUGCAGCCUUAAGUGAACUCUUUGAAAAAUAUUAUUCUCAAUCAAAUUAUCUGUACUAGAAGAAACAUAAUUUGUAGAAUGGAUCUUAAUCUACGAUUCACACAAAUAUUUAUGCCCGGUGGUUAGUAAUUCGUAAAUUCAACAUAGACAAUCUGUACAAUGCCUGAAAAAAUAAAUUAUGCUGGAAACUAUCGAGGAAUAUCCAGUAUAAAUAUUAUUUUUACGGAAGAAUCGUGCUUAGGAAGACAAAGUCAAAUAAGAAACGGAAACGGAGAGCACAUACGAGGUGGUCCUCGGAGUACCUGGUCAAACAAAAAAUAUAUUUAUUUAUCUACAUCAAGCUCUUCAAAAUAGCCAUUAGCUGUCGACAUCAUCUAUUUAUUCUUGGAAAAGCUUUGACCAGCAAUUUUUCCAAAUCUGGGAAUAGAAAAUAAUCCAAGGGGGCUAAAUCUGGCCGAUUCAAUAACGGAUGCGUGAGCUAUUGCAUUGUCUCGAUGAAACAACACUUUCUACUUAGUCAAACGCGACCGUUUCUACUUGAUUUCUUUGUUCAAACGAUGCAAUAAGUUGACAUAAUAUUCGCUGUUGAUAGUUUUUUCUUUUUCAAGAUAUUCAAUAGAAAUUACCACACGUGCAUCCCGAAAAACCGACACCACGACCUUGUCUGCAGAUGGAACGGUCUUUGCUUUCUUUGGAGCUGUUUAUCACUUUCAGUUCAUUAUUUCGAUUGUUCUUUUAUUUCGGGUGUGAAGGGAUGCUUUGUUCAAUAUAUUGAACAUCUCUAUUCUAUAUUACGACGAAAUUUGGUAGGGCCUAAAUAUGACACAAUAAUUAAUAAAUGGCAAUCUUAGACCAAAAACUUACAUGGACCGUCACUUCUCCUAUUCUCCUUAGCAAAAGAAAAUUUAUUAGGACUAAUUGGAAAUUUUUAAUACGCUGUCUGGAAAGAUCAUUAUGCGGUAGCCAUUUUAGAUGUUUUGCAAUUUCAGUCAGUCCAUGUAAAUAUAGUCUAAGAUGGCGAUGUUAAAAUUAGUAAAAAUGUAGAAGUACGAAUCUUUUUCUUUUAUAAUUGAAUAUUAUCUAACUUGGGGCAGCUUUGAGUGAAAUGAAUCAAAAAUCAUUUUCAGAUUUACAACUUUUACAAGCUGACCCUGAAAUGCAUUUCUUACAACUCAGAUGUUGCUCUCCCCAUCAACAAAGCUUUGAUUUGCCUUAGACAUGGAUGUGGUGCGAAAGUUUCCUAAUCCACAAGGAAACCAUAUGGAAGCUUGUGGCUGGCAGGACCAAGUGCAUUGCUAAAAAUGGAGAUUAUAUCAAAAUAUAGUGUUUUUGUUGCACUACAAUUUAUUUAGUCUUGUAUAUAACUUUAGCUAAAGGAAUAAGACAAGAUAUUAUAUGGACUGCAACGAACUACCAAAGGGAGGCUGUAAACUCAAAUAGUCCACUCAUUAAGGUCAAAAUUAAUGAUCGGAAUGCGGGUUAAUAAGCUGGGAACACACUUAGACCUUCAUUGUCGUUAGUAUAAUAGGCAACAUUGACUCAAUCAGAGCGAUAUCGAGAAGGAGAAGGAUACAAGAUCUUAAAAGAUUUGGAAACUAAUAUCCUCGACGAAAAUAAUGAUAAUUAAUCGCAAAUUUCGGAAGAACUGAAAUUAUUUGUAGCUCUGCUAAUCAUAAUCUCACACCACUGGGGAAUAGUCAAUAGUGGGAAUAGUGAUAAGAAAAAGUCUGCUAAUUGAUUGAUGAGACUGACAUUUAGGCCUCACUUAUUACUCUGAAUGAACGAAACUACAGCUACCACAAGUUUGUUAGAUCUAUCGCUCUACGACUUCUUUUCUAUUUCCAAAAAUCAAACACGUCGGCAGUGGAACGCUUUUUGAAUCGAUGGAGGACAUCCAAACAACUAUGGCGAAGGUACUAGAGGAGAUUUUAGUCAAAGACUUCUAGCUUUAAUACAGCGUCUAGAAAAUUCGCCACACUUGGUGGUAUGAGUGCGGAAAGCAAUUAUUUUGAAGGUAAUUAUUUUAUAAUUAAUACUUUUUACAGUAUCAUUAUAUUUUGGAGAGGAAAGAACGAUUUGGCUUUUGGGUCUCGUAUAAACCAAAGGAUCUAUUCUUGCUGCGAUACUGGAGGACUCAGUGCUUACAGCUGAUCCAUCAAUCCCACUCCUUUUAAAAACUCUAGAAUGUGGGAUGUCUUCAAUUACCAGAGAUCUUAGUAAUUUAUUUCAAGCGCUCCCAGGUGUAGUGCUCUGAAGUUUAUUAGUGUUUCACACUUCGAGAGAAUAUGGACAGAGGUUUCAUUCCCUAGCGUUUGAUUAGGUUGAUCUACUUUGGUUAUAGUUUCCCAGAAGAUUCUUUGCCUGUCUCAGUGCCUGUAGUUUGUCCCAUUAAUUGGUUUGAUUUCUAUCUACCUUCAUCUCCAGUGCUUUUUCCAUUGUUCUGCAGCUGAUACCACAGAAGGUUUCGGGUUCCAGGAAGGGCUUGUCUGUUCCUACUUUAGCGAGCUUAUCAGCUCUCUAUAAGCUAAAUGUUGCGCUUUAUCUGCUCUUUAUCAAAAAACCAAUUAAUUUAGAUAGACACAGGAAGAUAUUUACAAAAAAUCGUUUGCUGUAACUAUUGAUAUUGAAUAUCCUUUACUAGAAGGUUGAAAUGAAGAUUUAUUCACAUUUUCAGCUUAGUAACUCUAAUUCCGAGGUUAAAUAAUAGAGUUUUGAUUUAUUCAAACUCAAAAAAUAAAUCCCAAGUUAGGUAAUUCUUCUGAGACUAUGAUAUGUUCAAUUCGCAUCUAUAAUUAAGUGUUAGAUAUCUGUAGAUUCUAUUGACGAAUAAAUAUGAUGAAAAUAAAGCAAAAAA